ACCUCCAUAUAUGAGCGAAAGGUACCAGUAACAGCUCUCUCUCACCACCAAACUCCAUGCACCUUCUCUCCGACGACAAUUCACUGUCCUCCCUACUCUCCCCCAUACAAUAUCACAAGGACAAUGCAUCUUCGCAGCGCCGGCCCUCUUCCCCACCCUCAACCCAGUCCCUCGGACGGCAGCGAUGAACCACCGGCCUCUAAACGUCGCAAAACCGGCCCGCAGCCCAAGUACCUCUGCUUCGCCUGCGACGUGGAGCGAGUUGGCAGUCAGUUUCCGGAUGUGAAUCCGAGUGGGGAGUGUGAGCAUCUGAUUAAUACGUGUAAGAAGUGCUUGAGGCAGUGGGUGCAGGUGGCGGUUGAGGGGGGUGGGUUUGUGAUGGGCGUGAGGGUAGGGAAAGUGGGGAAUGGAAAGGAGAAGGGAGAGGAAGAAGGUGAGGAAGGAUGGGAGGAAACAGGUGAGGAUGUUAAAGUCGAGGUCAGUGGGAGUGGAGAGGAUGGGAAGGUGAAGCGAGUGGGUGGAGAGGAGAGGAGUGGAUUAGUGUUCGGCAUCAAGUGUCCGCAUCCGGGCUGCGAGGCGGUGAUGCGCGGUGAGGACGUGGAGGUGGCGGGGACGCAGAAGGUCUUUGCUAGGUUCGAGGAGAUGGAACGCAAAUUCAUCGCCGAAAACACGCCGGGCUGGCGCUGGUGUUUGGGGACUCACUGCAAGGCUGGCCAGGUCCACGUCCCACCAGCGUCUGGGGAGUCUUCACCUGAACUCGUAGUGAACGAACACAAGACGCUCAUCUUCGCCUCGCUUGUGGACGCCCUUGGCCACGGCCCGCCACCCAACGGUCAGAACACCGACAUCUGCACAUGCCAUGUCUGCGGCACUCGUGCGUGUGUGAGUUGUGAUCGGCCAUGGCACGAAGGGGAGACGUGCGUGGCGUAUCAAGAAAGAGUCAAGGGGCGGUUUGAAGAGGAGGACCAAAGUUUCAGGGUAAUCCAAAAAGUGUCCAGACCGUGUCCCGGGUGUGGGAGGAGGGUGCAGAAGAAUGGGGGGUGUCGUUUCAUGCAUUGUACGCAAUGCAGGUAUGACUUUUGCUGGGAGUGCAUGAGUGUUGUGGAGGGGUAUGGGGGGAGUUGUAAGUGUGGGUGAUAUGGUCUUGGGGCUGAGUAGUGUUGAUGUCUCCAACAGAUGUUGUAACCAGCUCAGCUCUGGCAUCAACAAUGGUGUUGUUGAGGCGAGAUGGAUACGUAGGAGUAUCUGAGCAUCGCGAGUGUAUCAUCUC
Baudoinia panamericana UAMH 10762 is the source of this 1270-nucleotide messenger RNA. RefSeq lists its product as uncharacterized. Gene Ontology annotation, cellular component: cytoplasm; ubiquitin ligase complex. The transcript has 2 exons. The coding region runs from base 124 to 1137 and encodes 337 amino acids. Gene Ontology annotation, molecular function: ubiquitin conjugating enzyme binding; zinc ion binding; ubiquitin protein ligase activity. NCBI's taxonomy places the organism in Eukaryota, Fungi, Ascomycota, Dothideomycetes, Mycosphaerellales, Teratosphaeriaceae. Gene Ontology annotation, biological process: positive regulation of proteasomal ubiquitin-dependent protein catabolic process; protein polyubiquitination; ubiquitin-dependent protein catabolic process. The record is from RefSeq and is a predicted model, not a curated record.